Geodia barretti is the source of this 1315-nucleotide messenger RNA. NCBI's taxonomy places the organism in Eukaryota, Metazoa, Porifera, Demospongiae, Tetractinellida, Geodiidae. The record is from the annotation of a GenBank genome assembly.
UGCAAAUUAAUUGCGGCUACUAAUUUUAGCAUUUUUGCACAGAUCAUUUUUGGCGUAUACUAAUUUUAGCGAUUUUUGUCCCCACAUCAUUUGUGCAUGAAAGUGUGAUGACGACAACCAGUCAAAUAUUUUGUGCCUGUAUUCAAUUUCAUCCUUCUUCUCUUGUGCUCCAGCUGACCCAAAGUAGAACCACAAAGCUUUGCAAUUUGUUUCCAGACUCCAGAGUAAAGCUCCAGUAGAGUAUAAACACUAUAGCGCAUGUGACUAACCGCACGGAUAUACUAGGAAUGGCACUAUUGGCGUGCACAGUUAAUAGUAAUCUACAGCUACUGAUGAGUGCAUGCUAAGCUCUUUUGGUGUGGUCCAACUGUUUGUAUGAAGGUAUAUAGGCAUAGGCCCAUAGUAACCUAAUGCAUUUUGGUGAGUGGGAGUGAGCCAACUGUUGAAUUGGCAAUGUGUUGAGCAUACAGGCACAUGACGGUUGAUUCAAGUUUUCAGUCACGAAAUCUGCUGGUCAGCAUUUUGUAUUGCUCGCGUAGCCCUACCCUAGCCCUGUAACCCCAUGUUCAUAAUGGGAUUGGGUAUAUUAUAUAUAUAAUAUUCUGUGACUCAAAACUUAGUCUUGAAGUGGCAAAUGUUUUCAUGCAUGCCUUAAGCUGUCUGGUGGAACGUGGUUUCUCUUCCAUAUUAUGUAGACACCUGGUAAUGCUACAAUAUUCAUCGUUCGUAAUCCCAUCGAUGCAAUCGUGUCAUUCUGGAAGUGGCAGCUCAUCUAUAGAAAGAUGUACAAAACGGAGGAAAAUUUACACGUCGCCAAUCCACCAGUCAAAUACUUCCGUAACAACAAUGUAUGGAACAAUUGGAUUAGAGGACAGGUUAAUUAUUGGACAAACCUCAUUAAGGGCACGCUCUCUAACACCAACAAACCACUUCUGAUUGUGACCUACGAAGACAUUAAGAGCAACAGAACCAGAGAGGUGUUUCGAAUGCUAGAUUUUCUACAUGUGAAGUACUCUGCAGAGGAAAUUAUCGAAAAAUUCAAAGAUGACCAACUGACAAUGUUUAAGAGACCGAAAGCAAGGGAUUUUGACCCCUACACACCUCCACAGAGGAACAGAGUGAGAACCCGCCUCAAACAGCUCUCGAAAUCACUUCACCACAAGACAAUGGUCGAGAUAAUGGAACGCUAUUUAUUAGAACUUUGAUAGACUCUGUUAUGACUUUCAUUAGUCACGUAAAAGGAUUGUCCUGUUUUGCCGCGGUAGCUCACACGUCUCUACUAACAACGUUGUAUCUGCACAGUCUCAUUUAGAAG